AGAAGAUGUGAGGAAGACAAGGGGGUGAAAAAGUGAAAUAGAGGGAAUGAAAUGAAAGUCAGAGAUAUAGUUGAGAGGGUGGGCAGAAAGAUGUGUCUGAUCUUUAGGGGACUGGGUUGUAUGAAUAAUCACUGAGAUAUUGACACUGUGUCUUCAUCCCCCCUCCCUACCAUUUUCUGUCGUCCAUCGCCCUGACCACCCUCAGCUCGUUUCUAUCUUUUCUAAUCCCACGUCCACUUUGUGUCCUGGCUUCCUUCUACUUCUCCCUUCUUCCUGUCCUGAUUUUUUUAAAUAUGCUUUACAGUAUUACAUUAUCAUUAACAUCAGCUGUAAUUAACUAUCAUUAUAGACAUUUGCUAAUGUUUCUUUUCACUAGGCCAUCAUCCCUCUCUGCUCACUUAAAUCUCUUGUGACUGUAUAAAUUAAUUAAAUAAAUGUAAACAAACAGAGCUAUAAGCUAUUAGCAUUAAGCUAUAGCAAACAUUUUCAAGGAACUUCUUUACGUUCAUCCUGUUUAGCAUUGUCAAGCAUUUAGUCAUUCAGUGCAUCAACUUUAAUCACUUAUUCAGUCCAGAUGCACUGAAUAAAGGCUUGUUAAAUGUGAUCUCAUUAAAACGGUAACACUAGAUCGGUGCACUGUUCCUUUAAAUGGAGGGAGAGGAUGGCGAGUGGAGGGAGGAGGAGACAGGGAGAGAGAGAAGGAGAGAGGGAGCGAGAGAGAGAGGGAGAUGUAGUAGAAAAAGGGGGGUUGUUGUGCUUUGUCUUUGUCUUGGAGAGGUGUGUGGGUUGAGCGUAAUUUGACUGAAAGAAAGAAAAAAAAGAAAGAAAGACUUCAAAGGAAAUCACUGAAAAGAGCUGCACAUCUUUCAAGGAUUUUUUUUCUGAAGAUAUUCAAACAAUUUUAAGGAGGAACUGUCACUGAUUCAACCCUCCUAAAGAACUUGUUGGACAUGGAAACAAAUGGCUGAUAUCACUGACCUCUGACGAGACAGUGUGGUCACUUUUAAGGGAUUUUAAAUGAGGAUAAGUCAACAGUCUUGAUGAGAUUCCUCCAAGAAAAAUUCUUGCUUUACUUCAGACUUGUUUCUUGGUGGGACUUGAACAGCUGUGAGGUGACUUUGAAACGCAUUUCAGAAUCUAUCAGAGAAAUUACUGGAGAUAACUGAUCUCCAGGGAAGACUGAAAGUCCGUUGAAUAUUGCUGAAAAGCUUUUAGGCAGGAGGAUAUUCCUCGAAUAAGCCUGAAGGUUUUUUAAGUUGACUUUGGCAAAAUAUUGCAGAAUUGAAUUAAACAUUUCAGAUUAUUCUAUUGACAUUUGUUUGGUUUUUUUUGUUUUUUUUUACCAAUUUACCAUAGAUUUACGCUACUUUUAGACAACUUGUUUAUCUUGUUAUUCAUAGUGAAUGUGACUUGUGAGCCAACUGUUGAGAUGUCCUGCUGAAUAUUUGGUCUAAAUCUCAAAGGAUACAAUCAAUCAAUAUAGAUUUUUUUUACCUGUUUAUCACCAACUAUUUAGUCUUAAGACAUAAACCAGAAAGAGGAAAAGACAGAAAGAGAGAUGGCACAGAAAGAAGGUGGAACAGAGCAGGGGCGUGUUAAGACCGGAGACAAUCUUGGGGCCAAAGCCAUGGCCGGGGCCCCUACAGCAGGUGGAGGAGUGGUGGUGGAGGUCAGGGAGAAGAAGGGACCUCUGCGGGCUGCGAUACCCACAAUGCCUUUCCCUCUGGCUGUCAUCUGUCUGUUUCUGAACACCUUCAUACCCGGACUCGGUACCUUCAUCUCAGCGUUCACAGUGCUGUGUGGAGCUCGCAGUGAGCUGAUCUCAGAGCGAGGUGUUUGUUGUGUGUUCUGGCUCAACGUGGCAGCAGCCCUCAUCCAGAUACUGACAGCUGUUAUCAUGGUUGGAUGGAUCAUGAGCAUCUUCUGGGGAAUGGACAUGGUCAUCCUGGCAAUUUCUGAUGGCUAUAGAGACCAGGGUCUUCCUCAGGACGUCUGAGAGAGGUCGCUCCCAUGUUUGCUGAUUGUUCACACCUGAUGGUGACCUUUACCUUUAUGACCUGUAGCUGUCUUUCAAAUGACAGAGACAUGAAAAUAAAUUAGCUACAUGGAGAAAGAAAGAAUCAGCUGACUGCUCUGUGAGAAAACCACGGAUUGCACGCUGCUGAUUGGUUGAGACCAGGCCACGUAUACAUUUGAAGUUAAAGGAACCGGAUGGGCAAAAAGAGACAAAAACUGUACAGUCACAAGAAAUACAACAGAUAAAAAAAAACCCCAAUGUGUUUGUAUUUUGUUGAGUAAUCAUAACAGUGAUUUUUGAAUUCUGAAUUUUGAUAUUUUUUAUUUGAUCCACUUGACAAAAACCAUAAAUCUGUAAAAACAUGUUUCCUACAUGACAGGAUGGAGUAUUGGCAUGACGGUGUGAGAAAAUUAAGAUAUUGAUUUGCAAACUUUAUUUCUGUAUUUUUGGCUUGUGAAUUUUGCCAGCCAAAUGAAAAAACAAACAAGCAAAAAAACCUUCAGCAAAUGCUGUAUAUAAUAUUGUUGCUGUAAAAGGUGUAUUCAACUCAAUGAUGCAUUAGAUGUUUUUGGGUUCAUAACAGUGUAACCAGAGUUUCCACUGCCCCUGAAUUGGCUGCCUGGUGCAGCUGCAGUUUAUUUCAGUGUUUGAUGUCAAUGGAUUUAUUGUCACAUGGUCUGUUUCAAAGACCGACUUUAGCGUUAACCUCUAGUGUGCUUUAGUGGCCUUUGCAUUGUGAUACUGACGCCACAUCGCUGCUCUGAAAAGGUACAAUAUGUUUAACUUUCAGUGUUCAGAAUUUUCACAAUAAAACAUGUUCCACCUUCUCUAAAUUCUUCGGAAAAAUUGGGUUUACUCAUAAAACAGCCAGUACUGUAAAGUAAGAUUCACAUUAAACAAAAUCAUGGUGACUUGCCACUAAACCUGACAAUCACUGAGCAUAGAAUCAGCAGUUAUUCAAGCAACGACAGUGGAGCAAAUGUGUCUUCCACUGGAACGUGUGAUCAAACUAUAAAUGGCUCUGAUACUUGAUGUUCAGUAGGUACAGAUUCAGGUAUAGUACUUUUCUGACAAUGUUUUACUGUAAUGGCAAACACAUCUUUAACACACUGUAUCUCACUGCUGGUCACAAGAUGUCUGUCACCCUAAAAUUACAGGGCUGUGUUGAAAAUGACUCAUGCCUCCUGAUAAUUAUUUGAUUUAAAUUUUCCACACCUCUUAAAUGUGUAAAUCAGUGUCAAAGGGAUAUUACACAAUAUUAGAACAUUAUAUCUAAUUAACAGUUCUCAAAAUAGCAGCUCUUAAUAUUGGCCACUCUGGGGAACCAUAGAUACAAAGAUACAGCUAUAGUAAUGUCAUUUAAGUUUGUGAAUGGGGUCCUGAACAGCUAUUCUUGACUUCCAUUGUAAGUCAAACAUUCCCAUGAGCAGUCCAAAACACCAGCAGAGAUUAAUAUUAAAAUCUGAACAUUUUUAGGUUGUUGAAUUCACUGUUUUGUGUGUACAUUGUGUGUACAUUAAUGUGUGGGUUAUAACGUGCAAUAUUGGAAAUGGAGAUUGGAGAAUAUAUGGUAUAACUAUGUGGGAGGGUCUGCAGGGCAUAAGUAAAGAUAGACAAUUCUAUCAUGUACAAAACUCAAAAGUUUGAAUAUUUAACACAACUGCCUUGGAAGUGUGGAUGUAAACAAAGCCUUUCCCAUGACAUCACAUCAGCUUCCUCAUGCACUGUAUCAUUGGCUCACUUCCCUGAAACAUAUCCAAGAGUAUCAAAAGUCAAAGAGCCUUAAACAAAAAGAAUUAAACCAUCCAGCCUUAGCCCCAGCACUAAUGGAAAGUGGUGCACUUGAAAACACUGCGAGUGCGUUUGCAGCAAAUGAGUGCUUGGCUCAGUUACUGCUGAACAAAUUGAAUGGGUUCCAACUAAUUUGACAAAAUGCUUCUUACAGUACACCUGAAAAACAGAAAUGCAGAUUAUUACCUCUCUCAUAAUAUGGGACAAAUUCAGCAAAUGUCAUGCAGCAUUUCUGGAAAUGUUUUUAUUUAUGGUGAAAUCCCAGUAUUAGUUGUGCCACUACAGAAAUUCAUGUGCAUAAUUCAAGAUGUGAUUUUACCCUCUUCUUCUUUUGAUUUUCUACUGGUGACGUAUUGCUUAGAUUUUUUUUUUAAUUAUCCCUGUAAGUUUUGGUUAUCUUCAUUAUCUUAGCCAGUUGCCUUCAUAAAGAGUACUACUGUACUGUGGAUGACAACAACAAUGUUUCUAUGUUUUGACUGUGUAUAUGUUUUAUAGCAUUUGUAUGUGUGUAAGACAGAUGAUGAUGAUGGUGAUGAUGUAUUAUGCCUCACUAAUGACCAGUGUUCUCCCAUAAGUGUUUUUGUAGCAGUGGUGCUGGAGUAUAUUUGCUUUGUUUGGGUUUGGGUGUAAUUUAUAGAUCUGAAAUAAUUGUUAUUUGGACUAUUUAUUAACUUUCACCCCUAAACACUGAUUCUGCUUUAUGUUUCAGGAGGAAUAUUGACUAAUUGUAAUGUGUGUUUUUUUUUUAUGAUGGUGGUGUUGUGCUAGCUUUUGUGAUACAUACUGCUUUGUACAGUUUUCUGCAUGCAUAGCAUUGGUGUGAAGUCACUGUAUAGAGUAACACGCACACACAGACUAACAUUACUAUUUUAAAAUGGUAGCGUAGUUCUGUGACUUUGCAUUUAUUUUGAGCUGUUUGAGGUGACAAAAUCUUGCAAUUAAAAAAGUUUUGGUUCUAAUUACUGAAUAA
This is a messenger RNA of Siniperca chuatsi (mandarin fish), 4778 nucleotides long. It is a transcript of the gene stum, whose product is annotated as stum, mechanosensory transduction mediator homolog. NCBI's taxonomy places the organism in Eukaryota, Metazoa, Chordata, Actinopteri, Centrarchiformes, Sinipercidae. The transcript has 4 exons. The coding region runs from base 1559 to 1996 and encodes 145 amino acids. The record is from RefSeq and is a predicted model, not a curated record.